GAACACUAGGCAGGGAGGCAGACAGCUAGCUAGGUUCGCAAAUGCAUGCUCUCAGACUUUUAGUAGGCCUAACCUACGUGUGUGAGUAGUUUUUCUUAGUUCAUAAAAUGCCGUGGAUGUUGCUACAGUUAAAAUCCGUAAUUAGUUUGUCUUGCUCAAGCCCAAGGGGUUUCCAAGAAAGUCAUAUGGCCGCGGUUUACAUCUGUGGUGUUAAUUCAAGCUGACACUGCAGAGCUAGCCUCUUCCUCACAAAGUCUACUCGUCUUACACGCCGGGUUUGCCCGAAUACGCAGAUGAUAUAGGAGUCUAGUCUAUCUUCUAUUCUCAGGAUGGAGUCUAGUCCGCAUUGUGCGCAUUGUAGCCUCCAAGCUGCGUCCGCGAGUACACACCAAACACUAGAUGAGAUGGAUUUUGAAAGAGGUAUAUGGUCAGCUGCAAUGAAUGGUGACUUGGGUAGGACACAAGCACUUCUCCAAAAGGGAACAGAGCCAAACCAAAGAGACUCCUCCAAUUACACCGCCUUGCACUAUGCCAGUCGUAGUGGCCAUGAGGCGGUUUGCAGAUUGCUCCUUGACAGUGGAGCAUGUGUCAACGCCUUGACGUUAGGUCGAGCUACUCCGCUCCAUCGCUCUGCCUACUGUGGGCAUGAUGCCGUGGUGAGGAUGCUGCUUCGCCACGGCGCUGACCCUCAGCUGUGUGAUGACGAUGGAUCUUCUGCCUUACACAAGGCUGCGGCGCAGGGUCAUCAAGAGGUGUGUGACCUUUUGAUCCAGCACUGUCCAAAUCUACGGAAUUUAAAAAACAAGAAAGGACAUUUACCUUACCAACUUGCACCAGAAGGACACCUACUGCAGGAACUUAUAAGACCGCCUCUUUAAGUACAAGAAAUUUCUGAUGACAGUCACAACAUAUAGCUAUAACAUUUUAUAUUAACUGCGACAGCCAAUGAUUUCAAGGGCACCUGUUUGGCCAAUGUCAUACAUGUCAGUGAUUUCUGUUUAGUGUAGCCAGCAGGGGGAGCUCGUAUACCAGCUAUCGUUUUUUACAGUCUCGCAUACGGAUGUUGGCAUGUUCACAAAGUUCAAUGUCAUCAGAAGAAACUUGUGUCUGUGAAUAAAGAAAUGUAGCUAUGAAAAAGGUGGACAAAGACAGUAAAUGAAAAAGUGAAUGAGCUAUCUCGUGAGAGCAUUCUGUCAUGUAACACAUGGUGUCAGACCAACCUACAAAAUAAACAGUUCAA
Osmerus eperlanus (European smelt) is the source of this 1240-nucleotide messenger RNA. RefSeq names its product ankyrin repeat domain 39 (gene ankrd39). NCBI's taxonomy places the organism in Eukaryota, Metazoa, Chordata, Actinopteri, Osmeriformes, Osmeridae. The transcript is spliced from 4 exons. Gene Ontology annotation, biological process: protein K6-linked ubiquitination. Gene Ontology annotation, molecular function: ubiquitin-protein transferase activity; protein binding. Gene Ontology annotation, cellular component: BRCA1-BARD1 complex; BRCA1-A complex. The record is from RefSeq and is a predicted model, not a curated record. The coding region runs from base 330 to 878 and encodes 182 amino acids.